Molecule: messenger RNA, 3048 nt
Organism: Sciurus carolinensis (gray squirrel)
Lineage: Eukaryota; Metazoa; Chordata; Mammalia; Rodentia; Sciuridae
Gene: Tuba8
Product: tubulin alpha 8
Exons: 5
Coding region: 157-1506 (449 amino acids)
Biological process (GO): microtubule cytoskeleton organization; mitotic cell cycle
Cellular component (GO): cytoplasm; microtubule
Molecular function (GO): structural constituent of cytoskeleton; GTP binding
Source: RefSeq, a predicted model, not a curated record
CGGGCACUGUGAUGCUGCAGGGCAGCUGCUGGCCCGGCAUGUCUGUCCCCGGCCCCCUCCCGCCCAGUGUGUCACAACAGCGGAGGCGGCUGUAUCUGGAGCAGUUGGGGUGGGCAGGCCCAGCUGGGAAGUGAGCGGGUGAGAAGAGCGGCCGCGAUGCGGGAAUGCAUAUCUGUCCACGUGGGUCAAGCUGGAGUUCAGAUUGGCAAUGCUUGUUGGGAACUCUUCUGCCUGGAGCAUGGCAUCCAGGCGGAUGGCACCUUUGGUGCUCAGGCCAGCAAGAUCAACGAUGAUGACUCCUUUACCACGUUUUUCAGCGAGACCGGCAAUGGGAAACAUGUGCCCCGGGCUGUCAUGGUGGACUUGGAACCUACUGUAGUAGAUGAGGUUCGGGCAGGAACCUACCGCCAGCUCUUCCAUCCAGAGCAGCUGAUCACAGGAAAGGAGGAUGCGGCUAACAAUUAUGCCCGGGGUCACUACACAGUGGGCAAGGAGAGCAUCGAUUUAGUACUGGACCGCAUACGGAAGCUGACAGAUGCGUGCUCUGGCUUGCAGGGCUUCCUGAUCUUCCACAGUUUUGGUGGAGGCACUGGCUCUGGCUUCACUUCUCUGCUGAUGGAACGCCUCUCUCUUGAUUAUGGCAAGAAGUCCAAGCUAGAGUUUGCUAUCUACCCUGCACCCCAGGUCUCCACUGCAGUAGUUGAGCCCUACAAUUCCAUCCUGACAACCCACACCACACUGGAACACUCAGAUUGUGCUUUCAUGGUAGAUAAUGAAGCCAUCUAUGACAUCUGCCGCAGGAACCUAGACAUCGAGCGCCCCACCUAUACCAACCUCAACCGCCUCAUCAGCCAGAUUGUGUCCUCAAUCACAGCCUCUCUCCGCUUUGAUGGGGCCCUCAAUGUGGACCUCACUGAGUUCCAGACCAACCUGGUGCCCUAUCCCCGAAUCCACUUCCCACUAGUUACCUAUGCACCCAUCAUCUCUGCUGAGAAAGCCUACCAUGAACAGCUGUCUGUGGCUGAGAUAACCAGCUCCUGCUUUGAGCCCAACAGCCAGAUGGUGAAGUGUGACCCAAGGCAUGGCAAGUAUAUGGCCUGCUGCAUGCUGUACCGGGGAGAUGUGGUGCCCAAGGAUGUGAAUGUUGCUAUUGCUGCCAUCAAGACCAAGAGGACUAUCCAGUUUGUUGACUGGUGUCCCACAGGCUUCAAGGUAGGCAUCAAUUACCAGCCACCCACUGUGGUACCAGGAGGGGAUCUGGCCAAAGUCCAGCGGGCUGUCUGCAUGCUGAGCAACACCACAGCAAUUGCGGAGGCCUGGGCCCGACUUGACCAUAAGUUUGACCUAAUGUACGCCAAGCGGGCCUUUGUGCAUUGGUAUGUUGGAGAAGGAAUGGAAGAAGGAGAAUUCUCUGAGGCCAGGGAGGAUCUGGCUGCCCUGGAGAAGGAUUAUGAAGAAGUGGGGACCGAUUCAUUUGAAGAAGAAAAUGAAGGGGAGGAAUUUUAAAUAUACAUCUUCCCCGUGGCUGGGUCUCUUUAUUUAUGCUGCUCCACUUGAAGCACAUUUAACUAGUUGAGAAUAAUAGACCAUUCUUCCAACCCCAGAGUGAUUCAUGUUUUACAUAGGAGGAGAGAGCACCAGAUUCCAGUAUUCAUGGGCGAUGUGACUGGCCAAAAGUAGAUGCUGAAUUCUAUCAGACUUUUGUUUGAGCCAAGAGUAACUUUGUCACUAAAGAAAAUGAAGGUUACUAUCUCUGGGUGAAAGUGAAGCCAAGUUACACAUGUGAGGAGGCCUAAUCAGGUUUUUAAAUUCUAGAUUAGGCUGGGUCCACUCCACUUAACACCGUCUGACCUGAUCUCAUUCAUUUAUAGGUACUUAUGAAGGCAGGAAAUGGGUGUCUUGUUUAUCACUAACUCUAGCUCUUAGGACAAGUAAGACAAAGUACACAAUUGGGCCCCUUGGAAUUUCCUGCUGAUAGAGAAAGGAAAGAUCUGGGCACUGGGAAGAUUCCAGGGAGAGAGGGAACAGGAAUCCACUAGAGAUCUUCAGCAUCCCCAGGCAUCAUCUGAACUUCCCACAUAUUAACUUGUUCAUUCAUCAAAUAUUUGAGUACAGUCAUCUCCCUUAUCCACAGGGUCCACAUUCCAAGACACCCCACUGGAUACCUACACUAUUCAGAGUACCAAACUGUAUAGUUAAUAUGAUUAUUCCUAUGCAUACAUACCUAUGAUAGAGUUUGGUUUAUAAAUUAGGCACAGUAAAACAAUAGUACUACUAGUGAAACAACAAUUGCAACAAAAUACAGUAAUCAAAGUUACAUGAGGGACUGGGGAUAGAAAUCAGUGGUAUAAUGUGUACUUAGCAUGUAUGGAGCUCUGGGUUCAUUCUGCAGCAACACACACACACCCACACAGUCAUGUGAAUUGAUCUCUCAAAAUAUCAUAGCGUACUGUGCUUACCCUUCUUCCCAUGGGACACUUAAACUAUAGGAAGCAAAACCAGAUAAAGGGUCUUACCGCAUACCUUCUGUUUUAGAGAUUGUCUCAAGAGCUAGAAAAUUAGUGGUAAGACAGACACUCCUGCCUUCAUAAAUACCUAUAAAUUAAUGAGAUCCUGUCAGAUGGUAUUAAAUAAUAUGAAGUAAAAACAGUGAUGAGAGAAAGUGUUGGAGUGCCUCUAUGGAUAGCAAGAUCAGAGAAGACCCAGAUGACACGAGUCAGAGGACUCCCCAGCAAGUCCCACAGGUGUCUGUGUAGAGAAUUUGGGUCAGGAUCUGUCAGUCCCAUCUCAGGAAGGGUCAUAUUUUCUCCUAAUGGAGGAGAGAGAUCUGUUCAUGGAUUCAGAUUACUUUCAAAGGACUUCCGAGUGUGUGAGUAUGACCCUCUAGGCCAGGGUUUAGUGCAGGGGUGAAUUCCCUUAUGUUCCUUUCUUGUAGACUUAAGUGAAUUACAUAAAUUCACUGGGGAUAUAGCUCAGUUGGUAGAGUGCUUGCCUUGCAAGCACAAGGCCCUGGGUUCAAUCCCCAGCAUCGCAAAAAAAAAAAAGAAA